Molecule: messenger RNA, 2750 nt
Organism: Branchiostoma floridae (Florida lancelet)
Lineage: Eukaryota; Metazoa; Chordata; Leptocardii; Amphioxiformes; Branchiostomatidae
Exons: 10
Coding region: 137-1732 (531 amino acids)
Molecular function (GO): 2-oxoglutarate-dependent dioxygenase activity
Source: RefSeq, a predicted model, not a curated record
UUUCUAGAUCUGGACAUUGCACAGACAACUGUCUAUCUAAUAACAGCCUCUGGCUGUAGCUGGACAGUAUCAGACUUCGUCACUACUAUAUGAAAUUACAAGGAGCUUGGUCGGAGGUCGUUUUGGAAAGAUCACCAUGAAGGGUUCUUGCAGCGUAGCGCUUUUCUUGACAGCUUUGGUGACCAUUUCUUCAUCAGCUGUACAGCAGAACUCAUGCUCUAAAGAUGUCCCUUGUGGAAGUCCCAGGGGACACUUAGAAAUCUUCGGAUCUCACGCAGAAGCGACAGAAACCAUCGACGAGAUGUUCACAGUCCCGCAACCCCAGGAGUUUUUCGACAAAUUCGUCAAACCAAACAAGCCUGUCCUGCUGAGGGGAGCAGCGAAGCCCUCACGUGCGUACUCUCUGUGGACGCCAGAGUACCUCAUCCGCGAGUACGGCAACCUCACCGUACGACUGGAGGCACGAAGCGAGGGUAACGGCAAGAUCCCUGCAGGGGAGGGGGGCCUUGGAAGGGACACGGUCGCUCACUUCAUGCAGAACUUCGAGACGAUGGACGCGUACGUGAUCUCACAGAUCCCCCGUCCCAUGGAGAGGGAUGUCGCUGUCCCACCCUGCCUCAGGUGUGGCAGUAUCGCACAGGGCAUCCAGGAGACUCAUCUGUUCCUGACAGCAGCAGGAGGAAUGACCAAGGUGCACAGGGACCCAUACAGCACCUUCCACUGUCUGUUUAAUGGUACCAAGGACUGGAUUCUGAUAGAUCCCAGCCAGAGUGACUUGCUGUACUUUGCGGAAGAGUCGAGGUACGAGUGGGGAGGGUUCUCGGAGAUCGAUGUUGACCGCGUGGACAUGUUAGAGUUCCCCAAGGUCCAGGAUGUCCGCUUUGCUCGCAUCACCAUGGACAAGGGAGACUGUAUCUUUGUACCUGGAGGCUAUCCCCACCAGGUGAGAGUGAACGGCCACCUCAACACCGCUGUGUCCAUCUGGAUCUCUCGUCUGAAGGAGUUCGACAACACCGGGUGCGACCAAGAGUUCGACUUCACGCCCAUGGACCAGGUGGACGUGCUGUGGCGUUACAGCGGCCAUGGUGACCUCCCCCAAGGUCACAUGGACAUUCACAUCCUCAGGAGGCUCCUGUUGCUCCUGGCCGACUCUGAAGGGAAGAUUUCAGUCAAACAUUUCGUGCACAACUUUAUCAAGGGUCAACAUGAAGCAAAAGAUGAGAUUGAAGAGAACUUUCAAAUGACACAGGAACAGAUAAACACCAUGGAUGAGCUCUACAGUAACAUGAGGAGCGAGUUUGCUAAGAAGGUGGACCCAGAAGGAAGAGGUUACAUCACCAAGGAUGAGGUGAAGGCGCUGACAGUAGAGGAGAUGAAGGAGCUCAUGCUGGUCAUCGACCCCACAGAUGUGUCUGACAUGGAAUCGUUCGAGUACAGCCACAUAGAGGCGGAGCGAAUAAGGGCACUACUUGUGACUUUGGUGCAUCAGCAUAACGGGAAGAUACCUACAGACCUGUUUGUGAAGGAGUAUGUGGAUACACUCGGGGGUACUUCACAGGUGGCAGAGGAGAUUGUGUCAAAGCUGGUCCCAAAUGAUGGUGGUAUCCUGACAAUUGCUUUGCUGAAGGAGAACAUUAAGGCCGCAUUACAGCCUUUUGACUCGGCCAGGUUUCAUGACCCCACCUUGGAACGGCUCAUGUACAAGCAUCUGGAGAUGCAUGAUGAACUUUAACCUUCUGUGAUGUCAUGACAAGUCGCUCUCACAUGAUGUCAUCAGAAGUUGCCCUAAUUUGAUGUCAUGAGAAGUUGCAGUUGGAAACAUUGUGUGAUGAGAAAGAAACUUUUAUGAGAAUUCCAGCAAGCAGGCUGCUAUUUAAAUUGCUGCUAUACAGAACUAACAAUGAUUAUGGAUAAUGGAUAUAGUGUGUAUGAGGUAGGGUGGAUGUAGGGAGGUUGGUGCAAUAAUGAAAAAAAAAUAUCUGUAAUAUAUGGUUCAUGAGGCCAAGCCUUUGCUGACUGUAUAUAUUUUCAAAUCAAUUACAUCUUUAAUUGUGUUAAAAUAUGCUGAUAUUUGUAGCUUCUUCCUUUUUUCUGUGUAACUUCUCAGGUAGGAUUUAUUAAGGAGUUGCUGCGUACAAUGUCUACUUUUGUCCUUGUUUCCAUGCAGAAGAUUUUGCAAAGGAUAUUCUAAUGUAUAUUAGCCUGGGUACCAUCUGGAUAGUAGUACACUCUGACAUUUAUUAUACACUAUAUCCAUGCUUCUCACUCUGACUUUUAUUAUGCACUAUAUACAGUUGCUUCUCUGGGUAGCAGAAGGAAACAUAGGAGCAAACUGCUACCCAGAUGGUACCCGAGCUAAGUGUAUGUAGGGUGAAUAAAAAAUUGUGAACUGCAUCUUUUAUUGGGUAAAUUGGAAUUUUGUCUUUGAAAACAAAAACAUCAUCACUCUUUUUGUUUAUUUGGGGGAAAGGUAAAUGUUAGACCAAUGUUAGAUUGGAUCUCAUAAAUGACAAAGGAAAUGCUGGGUAUAACUGUGUAAUGUGUAAUGGAUAGAUUAUGGAUAAUGGGUUUACAUAUAGUGGAUAAUGGGUAGAUUACUUAAUAGGAAGUUCAAAAUUAUAUAUAGUUGGAGCUUAGGGACCAAUGUACUUAAGUUUGUAUUUUCAAUUUUGCUAUGAAUUUGUAUUUGCUACAGUAUUGAUGGGAAUGGUUCAAUAACUUUGAAUAAAAGAGAUGCCUGGUUUUCUAAA